ACUAUCGUUCAGAUUGAGGCCAUUCUCGAUCCUUUGAGUAAGGAGGCGCAACGCGUCGCGCCGGUGCUCGCGCUACUUCGAGACCGAUUGCCAGAAGCGGUGACCAUUCGAGUCGUCCUUAAUCCCAUGACGAAUUUGCAGGAUUUACCGUUGAAGUCGUACUACCGCUAUGUUGCGCCACCGUCGUCGAUGACGGAAUCACCUCGUGCAUUCAUCACCAAUGUUCCGACCCACAAGACGCUCACGAUGCACGUAGAUUUCCCAGAAGCGUGGAUGGUGACGACUCACAGGGCGGCAUAUGAUUUGGAUAACCUGAUUCUCAAAGACAUCAAGGAGAAGACUGUGCACGCAGAGUACUUGCUCGAGUCUCUGCUAGUCACUGGCCACGCAAGUGAUCACAACACGGGUCAACCGGCGAGAGGGACACAGUUCGUGCUCGAGGAUAAGAGCGUGGCCGUGAAUCCAGGCACAAUCGUGAUGUCGAACUUGGGUUAUUUUCAGCUUCCAGCCUCACCUGGAAUGCACAAGUUGUCACUUCGAGCUGGUAGAUCGUCGGACAUAUUCGCAUUUCUUCAGGUGAAAGAUCUUCUCGACUCGGAGGCGCGAGACUUGACGCUUUCGCACGACGAAUCCACCGUCGACGUAUUAGUGGACUCUUUCAGAGGGCGGCAACUUGACGUAUCUCUUGCGAGACGGAAAGGUAAGGAAGAUCUUGACGUACUCGACGAAGUUUCAACCUCAGACAAUAGUGGAUGGUUGUCGAGUGUAUUCAAGAGGACGAAGGAGGCAGACCGUAUUCACAUCUUUAGCGUUGCCUCCGGUCAUCUGUACGAGCGAUUCUUGAAAAUUAUGAUGGCAUCCGUCAAGCGCUCGACGAAGAAUCCGGUGAAAUUCUGGUUCAUCAAAAACUGGCUUUCGCCGUCCUUUAAAGAUUUCUUACCGUACAUGGCAAAGGAGUACGACUUUGAGUAUGAGCUCGUGAGCUACAAGUGGCCGACGUGGCUGAACAAGCAAACGGAGAAGCAAAGAAUCAUCUGGGCGUAUAAGAUUCUGUUCCUCGACGUACUGUUCCCACUCGAGCUCAACAAAGUUAUUUUUGUCGAUGCCGAUCAAAUUGUUCGAGCGGAUAUGAGCGAACUUUGGACCAUGGAUCUUCACGGUGCGCCGUACGGGUACACGCCGAUGUGCGACAACAACAAAGAAAUGGAAGGCUUUAGAUUUUGGAAACAGGGCUUCUGGCGAGAUCACUUACGAGGUAGGCCGUACCAUAUUAGUGCGCUGUACGUCGUGGAUCUCGAUCGUUUUCGCGCUAUGGCGGCUGGCGAUAGAUUGAGAGUUAUGUACGACCAACUUUCGCGAGAUCCGGGUUCGUUGGCGAACCUCGAUCAAGACUUGCCAAACUACGCGCAGCACGACGUGCCAAUCUUUUCGUUACCGCAGCCCUGGCUGUGGUGCGAAUCGUGGUGUGGGAAUGAGACCAAAUCUGCGGCGAAGACGAUCGAUUUGUGUAACAACCCGCUCACGAAGGAGCCAAAACUUGAAGGCGCGCGACGCAUCGUUCAAGAGUGGCCAGGUUUGGACGCGGAGGUUCGCGCGUUCACCGAACGAGUCGAAGAACGCAUGCGCGUCGGCGAUAAAACAGAAGACGUGAAAGAUGAGCUGUAAAUAAGCCUAAUAC
This is a messenger RNA of Ostreococcus lucimarinus CCE9901, 1678 nucleotides long. RefSeq lists its product with no specific name. NCBI's taxonomy places the organism in Eukaryota, Viridiplantae, Chlorophyta, Mamiellophyceae, Mamiellales, Bathycoccaceae. The record is from RefSeq and is a predicted model, not a curated record. Bases 127 to 1665 code for a protein of 512 amino acids. Gene Ontology annotation, molecular function: UDP-glucose:glycoprotein glucosyltransferase activity. The transcript has a single exon. Gene Ontology annotation, cellular component: endoplasmic reticulum.